UACGUCACGGUCACUUCCAGAAGCCGCUGCUCUGUUGGAGAUUAUUGUCAGUGGAUAUAUAUGUUUACAAUUGGCAACAUGUGUCGUGUGAGAUCUGCUCGAACGUGUUCGUUGGUGAGGUUGUUGUUGUGGUUUUGUUUUUUGGCUAUUUCAAAAUGUCAAGAUUGGGUAAUAGAAGACGAAGGUUGUAUAACACCCGAUGGUGAAUCCGGAGACUGCACACCUAUUCGACAAUGCCAGCCUAUGGUUGAUUUUCUCUCAACGGCUAAAAGACCAUUAUCAAAUUCAGCAAGUAAAAGAUUGAACGCAUUCACUUGUAGCUUCGCUUCUAAUCAGGUUUGGGUGUGUUGUCCACCAGGACCAAUUGUUAUUCCUAACGAACCCGUCGUCGCGACUCCUCCAACUGUGGAACCAGAGAGGCCGCCACCAGAUGUUACACAGCACAGAAAUUACCGUAUGUUGCCGCAGGAAUGUGGAUAUCUUGAGACAGGUGAUAAAAUUAGGAAUGGUGUCAACGCCAGUCUCAAUGAAUUCCCUUGGAUGGCACUUCUGUCAUACAGAACCC
Molecule: messenger RNA, 565 nt
Organism: Leptinotarsa decemlineata (Colorado potato beetle)
Lineage: Eukaryota; Metazoa; Arthropoda; Insecta; Coleoptera; Chrysomelidae
Product: phenoloxidase-activating factor 1-like
Biological process (GO): proteolysis
Molecular function (GO): serine-type endopeptidase activity
Source: RefSeq, a predicted model, not a curated record